This is a messenger RNA of Aspergillus fijiensis CBS 313.89, 1206 nucleotides long. RefSeq names its product EXS domain-containing protein. Bases 1 to 1206 code for a protein of 401 amino acids. The transcript has 5 exons. Lineage: Eukaryota; Fungi; Ascomycota; Eurotiomycetes; Eurotiales; Aspergillaceae. Gene Ontology annotation, cellular component: membrane; cytoplasm. The record is from RefSeq and is a predicted model, not a curated record.
AUGGGUCCUGAUCAGCAUGCUCAAUUGGAUGGCUUCAGUCUUUUCCUUCCCUUCCCCUCGCGCGUGGCGGUAAUCUUACUGGCUGGGUUCUGGGGAUGGGGUGCCAAUCUGCAGUAUCUCUCAAAAGCGAAUAUUGACGUUCCCUCUCUCAUUCGAUACCCCCACCGCCAGUCAGCUAGCCAUCCACCUCAUUACAUCUCCGCCUACCGCUUAGCUACUCUCCUGACCAUUCCUCUCGUGAUAUCACUUCUCAUCUUCUGGCCCGUCACCCACGGUUCCAGACAACGUGUCGAGUCGUUGGAUUACAUCCCGCAAUCAUACUUCUUCAUUGCCGCGAUCAUUCUGAUUCAGCCCUUCAUACGGGUCGCGCGCUCAGGCCGAUUCCGCCUGUUCACUACUUUGAAGCGCAUCUGUGUUGGUGGAUUGGCGCAGCCCCAAGAUGGCAAGUUUGGGGACAUUCUCCUGGCUGAUGCCUUGACAAGCUACUCGAAAGUUCUAGGAGAUCUGGUUGUCUCCUUCUGCAUGUUCUUCACCGGGGAUCUGGGCAGUACAUCGAAACCGAAUCGUAAAUGUGGGAACGACUACCUGAUUCCACUUGUCAUCUCCAUUCCCAGUAUGAUCCGCCUACGUCAGUGUCUCAUCGAGUACUUCCGUGUAUGGCAAGGCGGUCACAAGAAUGGGAACACGGGGGGCCAACAUCUGGCUAACGCAUUGAAAUACGCUACCGCAUUUCCCGUCAUCAUGCUCACGGCAAAAUUGAGGAACUAUAACCCCCUGGAGUUCUAUGGAAUCAGAGAGACCGGUCUCUCACGACUUUUGUUUCUCUGCACUCUAACCAACUCCGCAUAUUCAUUCUACUGGGACGUCACCAAGGAUUGGGACCUGACCCUUCUGUCGCCCUUGCGCGACAGUCCAGAGUAUCCGUUUGGCCUCCGUCGCCACCGGUUCUUCGCUGAUCGUCAGUACUACGUUGCCGUUGGCAUCGACUUCGUCAUCCGCUUCUCGUGGCUCGCGAGAUAUGUGCCAGGUCUCGGCUGGCUAAGUGACACGGAAUUCGGAAUUUUUGUCCUCAUGUUUCUCGAGGUCGCACGCCGAUGGAUGUGGAUCUUCCUACGCAUAGAGACCGAGUGGAUCAGGAACAGCCGCGGCCCAGCUCCGGAUGAUAUUCUGCUCGGCGAGUUCAGCGGUAAGCUGGAUGCGGACUGA